ACUUCAGUGAAACUUUCCCCAAUUUCCGACCAAAACAAAAAACAAAAAUGGCAGCUCUAAACCCCUGUGUUCUCCCCAAACCCCUAACAGUCAGCACCAAAACCCUAGUUCUAUCACCUCCUUCCGCCGCGAUCCUAUCGUUCCCGCCGUGCACUCGUCCGCACCCAAUUAAAUCGAGAACCGCCGCUUUUACGGCUGUGAGAGCCUUGACCGAUGGGCAGUACUCGUCGAAGAGAAGCGGCGGCGGCGGCGGCGGAGAGGAUAGGGAGACGAUAAUGCUACCCGGCUGUGACUACAACCACUGGCUAAUUGUUAUGGAGUUUCCUAAAGACCCUGCCCCAAGUAGAGAGCAGAUGAUUGACACUUAUAUCGACACCCUUGCCACUGUUCUUGGCAGCAUUGACGAAGCGAAGAAGAACAUGUAUGCAUUUAGUACCACCACAUACACGGGGUUCCAAUGCACUGUAUCCGAAGAAACAUCGGAGAAAUUCAAGGGCUUACCUGGCGUUUUGUGGGUCUUGCCCGAUUCGUACAUAGACGUUAAGAACAAGGAUUAUGGAGGAGAUAAAUACAUUAACGGAGAGAUAAUCCCGUGCCAGUACCCUACUUAUCAGCCAAAUCAAUCAAGAAACACGAAAUACAAGAGCAAAGCUUACGUAAGACAAAGAGAUGGAGCCCCUGCUUCUGCUUCUGCUUCUGCUCCUGAUCGAAGAAAACCGAGACAAGAAUCUGCCUCUCAGUGAACAUUUGACAGUGCAGAUCAUAUAUCGGUUUCAAGUUGAAUUACUAAGAGGGAAAUGGUUGGAAAUUUUGUAAUGGGAGAUUGAUUAAAGGUUAGUCGAAUUUUUAUGUAGAUCAUGUAAUCUUGAAAUGGUUGUGAAAUCAUGGUUCAAUAAUUACACAUCUUUAUUCUUUA
Molecule: messenger RNA, 916 nt
Organism: Erythranthe guttata (spotted monkey flower)
Lineage: Eukaryota; Viridiplantae; Streptophyta; Magnoliopsida; Lamiales; Phrymaceae
Product: DAG protein, chloroplastic
Biological process (GO): chloroplast RNA modification; cytidine to uridine editing
Cellular component (GO): chloroplast
Source: RefSeq, a predicted model, not a curated record